AUGGAGAGAGAGAAGAGAGAGGAAGGCGAGAUAGUAUCGGAAUACAAUGACGAAGACAAAAAGGAAAAAGCAGUAACCUUUUAUGUCUCUAAUCUGCAUCCACACAUUACAGACGGAGAAUUAUGGAUAGAAUGUAAGAAUUACGGACACAUAGUGGAUGCCUAUAUAGCAAGAAAACUGGAUAAAUGGAAGAAUCGUUUUGGUUUCCUGAGGUUUGUCAAUGUGAAAGACACCGAUAAGAUGGUCAAAGCUUUGAAUCAAAUGAACUUCUAUGGAUGGAGGAUUAGAGCAAACGUCGCCAGAUUUGUUAAAGUGGAAAAGAAGACACGGGGAAAAAGUAAGGUUUGGACGGAAAAGAUACAAGACCCAGUCGCUCCAGUAAACAACGAGCGGUCGGCUCCAAAUAACGGGCACGUGAAACAAGGAACUACCUGGGCAGACGUUGUAUCAGGCAGACCGAAACACCAAGUAAACGUAAGUGAACUAAGAUUCGCAAACGAAUCGGUCCCACUAAAAGCAUGGAGAGGUUCUUCGGUAAUUGGAGAAUUACACAGUAUUGAGGCACUAAGGGGAGCUAGUCAGAUGAUGAAAGAUCUGGGAGUGAAUAGGGCACAGGUCAGAUAUUUGGGUGGGCUGAAAUUAUUGGUAGUGUUUGAUUCAAUAGAAGAACUUAACUUGUUCUUGAAAAAGGAAGACAAUCGGAAGGAAUGGUUCAGGUGUAUAAGCGUUUGGAACGGAGAAAGAAUACCUUACGAAAGAAUUGCAUGGCUGAGAAUCAGAGGAGUCCCAUUACAACUAUGGAUAGACACAGUUUUUGAAUGUAUUGGCGAGAAGUUUGGUAAAGUAAUAAAAAAGUCGGAUGCGGACGAGAAGGAUGUGUGUUUUAACGAAGAAGUUAUUGGCGUCCUAGUAUAG
Helianthus annuus (common sunflower) is the source of this 915-nucleotide messenger RNA. RefSeq lists its product as uncharacterized. Gene Ontology annotation, molecular function: RNA binding. The record is from RefSeq and is a predicted model, not a curated record. Lineage: Eukaryota; Viridiplantae; Streptophyta; Magnoliopsida; Asterales; Asteraceae. The transcript has a single exon. The coding region runs from base 1 to 915 and encodes 304 amino acids. Gene Ontology annotation, cellular component: nuclear speck. Gene Ontology annotation, biological process: mRNA splicing, via spliceosome.